This is a messenger RNA of Chinchilla lanigera (long-tailed chinchilla), 2652 nucleotides long. It is a transcript of the gene Rbm28, whose product is annotated as RNA binding motif protein 28. The record is from RefSeq and is a predicted model, not a curated record. Gene Ontology annotation, molecular function: RNA binding. Lineage: Eukaryota; Metazoa; Chordata; Mammalia; Rodentia; Chinchillidae.
UUUUGAGCGACGAGCACUUCCGUGAUCUUCUGGCCCCCUUGGCGUGGUCGUCCUGUUAAAACCAGCUUCUCGAGUCGCGUGCCCUGGCCUGGUCGCCUGUAGCGUCACGAUCUCGGUUUCAUGGCAGGCCUGACCCUGUUUGUGCGCCACCUCCCGCCCUCGGCCCGCAGUGAGCAGCUGGAAGAGCUGUUCAGUCAGGUGGGGCCGGUGAAGCAGUGCUUCGUGGUGACGGAGAAAGGGAGUAAAGCAUGUCGAGGUUUUGGCUAUGUCACUUUCUCCAUGCUGGAAGACGUUCAGAGAGCCCUCAAGGAGAUCACUACCUUUGAAGGUUGCAAGAUCAAUGUCACCGUUGCCAAGAAAAAAGUGAGGAACAAGUCCAAGGAAAAGAGGAAAAGUGAAAAUUCAGAAUCUCCAAAGAAGGAGCUGAAGACUAAGAAAGCCAAAGUGGCAGAUAAAAAAGCCAGAUUAAUUAUUCGGAACCUGAGCUUUAAGUGUUCAGAAGAUGACUUGAAAACAGUAUUUGCUCAAUUUGGAGCUGUCUUGGAAGUAAACAUUCCAAGGAAGCCAGAUGAGGAGAAGUGCUUUGAACCUAAGGCUCAGGGGUCAGUUAAAAAGAAUGGCAGCGUGGAACAGAACGAAGAUGAUGAUGUCGGGGUUGAUAGCGAUGAUGAUGAUGGUGAUGAGGAUGAACAGGACGAGGAGGAGAAGCAUAAAGAAUCAAAGGUGACCAAGCAUAUGCCAGUUCAGAAGAGAGCAGUGAAGAAAGCAGCCCCUGUAGAAAGCAGCGAUGAAGAUGAUUCACAGGAGGAUAGUGACGUGGAGGAAAGAGGUAGCAUUGAUGGUGACGAAGAACUAGUACCAAGUGACAGCAGUGCUGAAGAACAAGAGAAUGAAGAUGUGCAAAUCUCGAAAACAAAGAAGAGGAAAUUACCCUCUGAUGUGAAUGAAGGGAAAACUGUUUUUAUCAGAAACCUGUCCUUUGAUUCAGAGGAAGAAGAACUUGGGGAGCUCCUCCUGCAGUUUGGAGAUCUUAAAUAUGUCCGCAUUGUCUUGCAUCCAGACACAGAACAUUCUAAAGGUUGUGCAUUUGCCCAGUUCAUGACUCAAGAAGCUGCUCAGAAAUGCCUUACAGCUGCUUCUCCAGAGACUGAGGGUGGUGGGCUUAAACUGGAUGGCCGGCAGCUUAAGGUUGACUUGGCUGUGACCCGUGAUGAAGCUGCGAAACUUCAGACAAAGAAAGUGAAGAAGCCUACUGGAACCCGGAACCUUUAUCUGGCCCGAGAAGGCUUGAUUCGUGCUGGGACGAAAGCUGCUGAAGGUGUGAGUGCUGCGGAUAUGGCCAAACGAGAACGGUUUGAGCUACUGAAGCAUCAGAAACUUAAAGACCAGAAUAUCUUCGUCUCCCAGACAAGGCUUUGCCUGCACAAUCUUCCAAAGGCUGUGGAUGACAAACAGCUCAGAAAGCUGCUGCUCAAUGCCACUAGAGGGGAGAAGGGGGUGCGCAUCAAGGAGUGCAGGGUGAUGCGAGACCUUAAAGGAGUUCAUGGGAACAUAAAGGGACAGUCCCUGGGCUAUGCCUUUGCUGAGUUCCAGGAGCACGAGCAUGCCCUGAGAGCCCUCCGCCACAUCAACAACAAUCCAGAAAUCUUUGGGCCUCUUAAGAGACCAAUAGUGGAAUUCUCUUUGGAAGAUCGAAGGAAACUUAAAAUGAAGGAAAUGAGGAUCCAGCGCAGCCUGCAAAAAAUGAAAUCGAAGCCUGCAGCCAGUGAGUCUCAAAAGCAGAAGAAAGAACCUGUAAAAGAGAAGCAACAGAAGGCAGCUCAAAACCACAUGCAAGAUCAAAGCAAGGCCCCCCCAGGACAGAAGAAGAAGGUGGGCUCCACCUCAUGGGCAGGGUUCCAGACCAAGGCCGAAGUAGAGCAGGUGGAACUGCCCGAUGGAAAGAAGAGAAGAAAGGUCCUGGCGCUCCCCUCUCACCGAGGCCCCAAAAUUAGGUUGCGAGACAAAGGCAAAGUGAAGUCCCUCCCUGCCAAGAAGCCAAAAGCCCAGAUAAAGCAGUGGAAGCAAGAGAAACAGCAGCUGUCGUCCACGAAGAAUCCUAGGAAAAAGGCUAAGGGAAACAGGACAGAAGCUCACUUCAACCAGCUGGUCGAACAAUAUAAGCAGAAACUGUUGGGACCUUCUAAAGGUGCACCUCUUGCAAAGAGGAGCAAAUGGUUUGAUAGUUGAUGCGGCUGGUAGCCUGGGUAAGAAGAUGGGUGUUACUUUCUGGUGAAGCUUAGAAUCCAGUCCACCUCCCAUGUCUUCCACAAGGGAAAGAAGAUUCCUGGUGGCCCCUCUGCUGGGAGGCUCCUUGGGCUUUGCACUUCUGAACUGUGGUCCUCAUGUAGUUUGUGGUUAGUCACAAAUACCCCCCAAAGUCAUGAAGCUUCUUGGAUAUUAUCUACAUUAUUGUGUGAAGUUGUAUCUAUGAUUAUUACCUGUUUUUUUAAAUCUCUGAUUCUCAGAUGGAAAUAACUGUAAAAAGCAUUCUGGAGUAUUGAAUUUUUAAGAUGUAUAUUUUGUUAGGCAUCCUCUAAAUGAGAUACUGUAUGGCUUUUUGAAUAACAGACUGGGUCUUAUUUCUAAUAUAUGUAAAUUUGUUAUUAUUUA